UUGGACCAAAGCACCAGCUAGCCCUCCACCGCAACCUGAUGGACACCAAAACACUCCAACGGUCUCCUCCACAGCCCUGAAAGACUAUUUGCUGUGUUUCGGAUAGUCAGUGGACUGAAGUUUGCGCCGAAAGUUACAGUAGAUGUCUGUUAGUUUGUAAAGAAGUUAUUUUGAGAAACAGUCUAUAAAGAGGAAGACUUUAGGCAGAGAACGGAGGGACGCAGCUUUCCGUUAACUGGUUUCUAGCGCACAGCACCAUGAGCGUCCCGCUUUACGCACCGACUCCUAUCCAGCCGGCUCACCCGACACCCUUCUACAUCGAGGACAUUCUGGGGAGGACGGCCGCCACCACUACUUCACCAUCUUCUUCCUCCUCCUCCCCCUGCUCCACUCCAAUAAUUCCCACACCGACUCUCCCGUCGCCCAACUCCUCCUUUACAAGUCUCAUCUCACCGUACAGGACGCCGAUUUAUGAACCAACACCGAUCCACCCAGCACUGUCUCACCAUGCCGCUGCUGCGUUUACUGCAACGUACGCCUCCGCCGGGGCUUUCGCCGGCUCCAUCUACCCGUUCCACCACCAGCACCACCGCUCCAUGGGGGAGUACGCACAGGCGCUGCUGAGGCACGACCCUCUCGGGAAACCUCUGAUGUGGACUCCCUUCAUCCAGCGGCCCUUACACAAGAGAAAGGGCGGUCAGGUCCGGUUCUCUAACGACCAGACGAUCGAGCUGGAGAAGAAGUUUGAGACGCAGAAAUACCUCUCACCUCCGGAGAGGAAGCGACUGGCCAAGAUGCUGCAGCUCAGCGAGAGACAGGUUAAAACCUGGUUCCAAAACCGACGAGCGAAGUGGCGAAGACUAAAACAGGAAAAUCCUCAGGGAGGUAAGAGGGAGGUGGAGGAGGACAGCUCCGCCGGCAGGAGUAAAGAAGACGAGACAACCGAGCCUUGUGGGACCCAGAGCUCGGAGCAGAGACAGACAGUCCCGGCCUCCGAGCUGGCGCUGGCGGGCCGCUGCGUGCGCUCCGUGUCCCCGCAGCAGCAGCAGCAGCAGCAGCAGCAGCAGCAGCAGCAGCAGCAGCACACAGAGCUGGACUCUGACUUGUCAGAUGAUACAGACCAGGAGCUGGACAUAGAGGAUGACGAGUUCACACUAAACCAUUAGUCGUGAACCACAAGCUCCACACUGACACUGGAUCCACUUGGACAUUCGGAGCUGGAUAAUGAGGAUCAAUGGACUCCUCGGACACACCGGGCUGUUCAUGCAUAUCCGCUGGAGUCUUUUUUUUUUCCCGCAGAACGAGACAGGUUGAUAGACUAGCUUCUGAUGUAAUAUUUAGGUGAAAAAUGAAUCCCUAAAAUAUAACGUUUCACCAUCUUCUAGUGCCUUUCACACUGGACUGUGAUCUCUAUUGUAAACGUUUCUUGUUGUAUAUAAAGCAUGGCACUCUGCAGUAUUUGUGUUGAUUGUUUCUGUGUUGUCGAUCACUGUAAAUGAAUAGUAGUUGUCGUUGCUCAUAAGCCCACCAUGGGCAUUAUAAUGUGAUAUUUCAUUAAAUAAUCAAUGUAGCACACAUAA
Cottoperca gobio is the source of this 1580-nucleotide messenger RNA. It is a transcript of the gene hhex, whose product is annotated as hematopoietically expressed homeobox. NCBI's taxonomy places the organism in Eukaryota, Metazoa, Chordata, Actinopteri, Perciformes, Bovichtidae. Gene Ontology annotation, molecular function: RNA polymerase II cis-regulatory region sequence-specific DNA binding; DNA-binding transcription factor activity, RNA polymerase II-specific. The coding region runs from base 258 to 1166 and encodes 302 amino acids. Gene Ontology annotation, biological process: regulation of transcription by RNA polymerase II; cell differentiation. The record is from RefSeq and is a predicted model, not a curated record. The transcript is spliced from 4 exons.